Molecule: messenger RNA, 1446 nt
Organism: Patiria miniata (bat star)
Lineage: Eukaryota; Metazoa; Echinodermata; Asteroidea; Valvatida; Asterinidae
Gene: bud23
Product: probable 18S rRNA (guanine-N(7))-methyltransferase
Exons: 10
Coding region: 124-1194 (356 amino acids)
Biological process (GO): rRNA (guanine-N7)-methylation
Cellular component (GO): nucleolus
Molecular function (GO): rRNA (guanine) methyltransferase activity
Source: RefSeq, a predicted model, not a curated record
UACAUGUAUAUGUUGUACAUGUAAAAGUAAAACUGAUGAUGUGAAUCCCAUGCCAAUCGUUUCAUUAAUUUCUUAACGAAGUGGGAGAAAAUAAACUCAUAAAGUAUAUGAGUACCGUCGUUUAUGGCAUCGAGGCUAAUAGUUAUCUAUAAAUCGGUCGGCAUUCUAUCCAGAGUUCGGAAAAUUUGGACAGGUUUUGGAGGCACAUCUGGUGAAUUAAUAAAACAGUGGAAGCUGAACGUGUUGAAACAUCGAAUCCAAGUUCCUGAACUGCAGAAUUUCAAUUUGUACCCAACUUUACGGAAGCCUUUGACCGUGCCAAACCGUUUGGUCCAUACUAGUAUGGCUUCCGGCAGAAGACCCGAGCAUAAGGCUCCUCCAGAGAUGUUUUACAAUGAAGAAGAAGCGAGAAAGUACACAUCAAACUCCAGAAUGAUAGAGAUUCAGAUGACAAUGUCAGAACGAGCUGUCGAACUCCUCAAUCUCCCAGAAGACACACCUUCAUACAUUUUGGAUGUAGGAUGUGGAUCAGGCCUGAGUGGUGAAACUCUGACAGAGCAGGGACAUUAUUGGGUAGGCCUGGACAUCAGCACAAACAUGCUAGAUAUUGCUUUGGAGAGAGAAGUGGAGGGCGAUCUGUUUGUGAGUGACAUGGGCGAGGGCGUGUUCUUCAAACCAGGAACAUUUGAUGGUGUUAUUAGCAUUUCAGCUCUUCAAUGGUUGUGUAAUGCAGAUAAGAAAUCCCACCAUCCUCCCAAGAGGUUAUACAAGUUCUUCUGUACCUUGUAUAGUGCAUUGAGGCGGGGUAGCCGUGCCGUCUUCCAGUUCUACCCUGAGAACUCGCAGCAGUUGGAGCUGAUUACAUCCCAAGCCAUGAAAGCUGGCUUCACUGGUGGUGUAGUGGUGGACUAUCCAAACAGCACAAGAGCAAAGAAGAUGUUUCUUUGCCUUUUUGCUGGACUAGCAAAUCCACAAAUUCCCAAGGGCCUUGGCACCGGGUCAGGGGACAGGGGAAUCCCCACGGAGGUGAAAUACAGUGACAGCAGGCAGCGCUUCAAGCAGCUGAAAGGAAAACCUCCCAAGAAAAGUAAAGACUGGAUCAAGGAGAAAAAGGAGAGGAGAAGACGGCAAGGAAAAGGGGAUGUAAGACCAGACUCCAAAUAUACUGGCAGACGGAGGCAGGGUAAAUUCUGAAGGGUGUCAGAUAAGAGCAACAAUACAGAACUCACUGACAGAGAUACAUAUAGUUUGAAAUCACAGGCCCCUGACCAACGACAAACAUCAAGCUGAUGGAUUUAUUUUCUUUAAAUGUAAAGACCUAAUAAUCUGGAAAUUUGGAGCAUUUCAAACCAAGCAGUUUAUUGGAGAUUGAUUGAGAGUCCCCUAAUGUGUUGAGCAGUAUUCAGGGAGUCUAAUGUCUCAGUGGCUGAUUGGGGGGGGGGGGGG